Aspergillus niger is the source of this 294-nucleotide messenger RNA. RefSeq lists its product as hypothetical. The record is from RefSeq and is a predicted model, not a curated record. The coding region runs from base 1 to 294 and encodes 97 amino acids. The transcript has 2 exons. Lineage: Eukaryota; Fungi; Ascomycota; Eurotiomycetes; Eurotiales; Aspergillaceae.
AUGACGGGAGGUUGGAACCUGCCGAUGGAACGAUACAAUGAGUUGGUUGAAACGGUUACUGGCACCCUCGUGGCGGAUGUACCUCGGAUCAAAGAUCGAGGCAGGAAGAUGCAGAAUGGAGAUCCAGUUAAAGCAGUAGGGGGAAUCUCGUGCAUGGACGGCUCAGGGGCAGAGUACUUAUAUCGACUUGUGAACAGUCCCGUUGAAUACCAGGCUUUAUUUCUCCUAUCCACAGUCGUCGGUUAUGGGAUGUCCAGCUUCCGUCAGAGUCUCGUUCAUAGUGUGGACCUAUGA